Molecule: messenger RNA, 1098 nt
Organism: Penicillium longicatenatum
Lineage: Eukaryota; Fungi; Ascomycota; Eurotiomycetes; Eurotiales; Aspergillaceae
Product: sugar phosphate isomerase/epimerase family protein
Exons: 1
Coding region: 1-1098 (365 amino acids)
Source: RefSeq, a predicted model, not a curated record
AUGACUUCCCUUCCCACCCCACCCAAGUCCGACACCGAACUCCGCUGGAAACCAGCCAUCGCAACAAUCAGUCUAGGAGCCGCAAACCUCCAUUCAAUCACAAGCAAAAUCGAUGCUGCGGCCCAAAACGGCCAAGAAGGAAUCGAACUCUUCCACGAUGAUCUAGCCCAACUAGCCAAAACUCUCCGCGGACAAACGCUAUGCGAAGAGACAAAGACCCGCACCGAUCGCGAAUACGAGAUCGACGCCGCGCAUGUAAUCCACGAUCUCUGCGCUGAGAAAGGUCUCCGUAUCCUCGCUCUCCAGCCAUUCCGGCACUACGAGGGAUUGAUUGAUCGUGCGGAACAUGUCCAGCGACUAGAUGAGUUGCAGCACUGGGUAUCUCUUUGCAAGAUUCUAGGCGAUUCGCUAUUCAUCCUGAUCCCAUCUUCAUUCCUGGAUGAGAAACAGACAAGUGGUGAUCGCGACCUUAUCGUAUCUGAUCUAGCCAAAGCUGCUGACCUCGCUUUCCCCGUUCGGAUCGCCUACGAGGCACUGGCCUGGGGAACGCAUAUCAGCACGUGGGAGGAUUGCUGGGAUGUGGUGGUGAAGGCGAAUAGGCCAAAUUUGGGUAUCUGUUUGGAUACGUUCAAUAUAGCUGCCCGCGUUUGGGCCGAUCCGUUGAGUGUGGAUGGACGCUUACCUGCGCAUGCGGAUAUGGAUCUACAAAUUUCCAUGGAGCGGCUUGUUAAGGAGGUUGAUCCGAGUCGUGUUCUGAUGGUUCAGCUUGCUGAUGGAGAGAAGGUUGAUCCGCAUGAACCGUUCCUGAAGGCUCCGGGUUUGCAUCCUUUGCUUGCUUGGUCGAGGAAUGCGAGGUUGUUCCCGUGUGAGGAGGAGCGGGGUGGGUUCCUCCCCAUUCGGCAGGUCACGGAUGCUUGUUUGAAUGGGUUGGGUUACUCAGGCUGGGUUAGUAUGGAGGUUUUCUCGAGGACUCUGGCGGAUGAGAGUCCGUUGGUUCCGAAGGAGCAUGCUGAACGGGCUGGUAGGUCUUGGCAGCGGGUUUUGGGUAUGCUGGAGGCGAAGGCUGAGGAGAAGGUUGAGAAGGUGAAUGCUAUUUAA